AUGGCGGAACAGAGGCGCUGGGAGGCGCUGGGGGAGUUUCAGAGUUUCGGGAACGCGGCUUUGGGAGGUGGGGUUUCGGGUGACGUAUGGGGCUGGGUGUGGGCUGAGUCUGAAGCGACUUGUGGACUUUCUGUGUUCCCUGGUCACUGGAAGGGCUUCGAGCGGAAAGGCGGCGGCAGGCGGCUCUCCGCGCAAAAGGCCGCCGCACUUCAAAGCUAUGCGCUGCUGCAAGGCUCCCAUGUCAGCAAGAAGCAUCAGGGUGCGCACCUUCCGGCAGUUCACCUGAUUUCGCCGCAUCAUUGCCUCAUGUGCCAGAUUGCCCCGGAUUGA
This is a messenger RNA of Symbiodinium natans, 330 nucleotides long. NCBI's taxonomy places the organism in Eukaryota, Dinophyceae, Suessiales, Symbiodiniaceae. The record is from the annotation of a GenBank genome assembly.